This is a messenger RNA of Chlorocebus sabaeus (green monkey), 3337 nucleotides long. The record is from RefSeq and is a predicted model, not a curated record. NCBI's taxonomy places the organism in Eukaryota, Metazoa, Chordata, Mammalia, Primates, Cercopithecidae.
GUGGGAGCACCUGAAAUGCAGCGUUUAGUGCACUAAGUCGUAGCGGCAGCACCAGGCACAGCGACUGCGCUGUGGCCCUGUGUAGAAGCUCCAUCCCCCUUGUCUUUGUGUUUGCCUGCGUCCCCAGACUCAGAGAUUAUCUUAGAAGACCUAGAACUCCAAAAAUGUUUCCCCUGGAGGAUGCUGAAAUGGGAGCCUUUACCUUCUUUGCCUCGGCUCUGCCACAUGAUGUUUGUGGAAGCAAUGGGCUUCCUCUUACACCAAAUUCCAUCAAAAUUUUAGGGCGCUUUCAAAUCCUUAAAACCAUCACCCAUCCCAGACUGUGCCAGUAUGUGGAUAUUUCUAGGGGAAAGCAUGAACGACUAGUGGUCGUGGCUGAACAUUGUGAACGUAGUCUGGAAGACUUGCUUCGAGAAAGGAAACCUGUGAGCUGUUCAACGGUUUUGUGCAUAGCAUUUGAGGUUCUUCAGGGCUUGCAGUAUAUGAACAAACAUGGUAUAGUACACAGGGCAUUGUCUCCUCAUAAUAUCCUGUUGGACCGAAAGGGACAUAUUAAAUUGGCUAAAUUUGGACUUUAUCACAUGACAGCUCAUGGUGAUGAUGUUGAUUUCCCAAUAGGGUAUCCCUCAUACUUGGCCCCUGAGGUAAUUGCACAGGGAAUUUUCAAAACCACUGAUCACAUGCCAAGUAAAAAACCAUUGCCUUCUGGCCCCAAAUCAGAUGUAUGGUCUCUUGGAAUCAUUUUAUUUGAGCUUUGUGUGGGAAGAAAAUUAUUUCAGAGCUUGGAUAUUUCUGAAAGACUAAAAUUUUUGCUUACUUUGGACUGUGUAGAUGACACUUUAAUAGUUCUGGCUGAAGAGCAUGGUUGUUUGGACAUUAUAAAGGAGCUUCCUGAAACUGUGAUAGAUCUUUUAAAGAAGUGCCUCACCUUCCAUUCUUCAAAGAGGCCAACCCCAAAUGAAUUAAUGAAGGACAAAGUGUUCAGUGAGGUGUCACCUUUAUAUACCCCGUUUACAAAACCUGCCAGUUUGUUUUCAUCUUCUCUGAGAUGUGCUGAUUUAACUCUGCCUGAGGAUAUCAGUCAGUUGUGUAAAGAUAUAAAUAAUGAUUACCUGUCAGAAAGAUCUAUUGAAGAAGUUUAUUACCUUUGGUGUUUGGCUGGAGGUGACUUGGAGAAAGAGCUUGUCAACAAGGAGAUCAUUCGAUCCAAACCACCUAUCUGCACACUCCCCAAUUUUCUCUUUGAGGAUGGCGAAAGCUUUGGACAAGGUCGAGAUAGAAGCUCGCUUUUAGAUGAUACCACUGUGACAUUAUCGUUAUGCCAGCUAAGAAAUAGAUUGAAAGAUGUUGGUGGAGAAGCAUUUUACCCAUUACUUGAAGAUGACCAGUCUAAUUUACCUCAUUCAAACAGCAAUAAUGAGUUGUCUGCAGCUGCCACUCUCCCUUUAAUCAUCAGAGAGAAGGACACAGAGUACCAACUAAAUAGAAUUGUUCUCUUUGACAGGCUGCUAAAGGCUUAUCCAUAUAAAAAAAAUCAAAUCUGGAAAGAAGCAAGAAUUGACAUUCCUCCUCUUUUGAGAGGUUUAACCUGGGCUGCUCUUCUGGGAGUUGAGGGAGCUAUUCAUGCCAAGUACGAUGCAAUUGAUAAAGACACUCCAAUUCCUACAGAUAGACAAAUUGAAGUGGAUAUUCCUCGCUGUCAUCAGUACGAUGAACUGUUAUCAUCACCAGAAGGUCAUGCAAAAUUUAGGCGUGUAUUAAAAGCCUGGGUAGUGUCUCAUCCUGAUCUUGUGUAUUGGCAAGGUCUUGACUCACUCUGUGCUCCAUUCCUGUAUCUAAACUUCAAUAAUGAAGCCUUGGCUUAUGCAUGUAUGUCUGCUUUUAUUCCCAAAUAUCUGUAUAACUUCUUCUUAAAAGACAACUCACAUGUAAUACAAGAGUAUCUGACUGUCUUCUCUCAGAUGAUUGCAUUUCAUGAUCCAGAGCUGAGUAAUCAUCUCAAUGAGAUUGGCUUCAUUCCAGAUCUCUAUGCCAUUCCUUGGUUUCUCACCAUGUUUACUCAUGUAUUUCCACUACACAAAAUUUUCCACCUCUGGGAUACCUUACUACUUGGGAAUUCCUCUUUUCCAUUCUGUAUUGGAGUAGCAAUUCUUCAGCAGUUGCGGGACCGGCUUUUGGCUAAUGGCUUUAAUGAGUGCAUUCUUCUCUUCUCCGAUUUACCAGAAAUUGACAUUGAACGCUGUGUGAGAGAAUCUAUCAACCUGUUUUGUUGGACUCCUAAAAGUGCUACUUACAGACAGCAUGCUCAACCUCCAAAGCCAACUUCUGACAGCAGUGGAGUCAGAAGUUCGGCACCUUAUUUCUCUGCUGAGUGUCCAGAUCCUCCAAAGACAGAUCUGUCAAGAGAAUCCAUCCCAUUAAAUGACCUAAAGUCAGAAGUAUCACCACGGAUUUCAGCAGAGGACCUGAUUGACUUGUGUGAGCUCACAAUGACAGGCCACUUCAAAACACCCACCAAGAAAACAAAGUCCAGUAAACCAAAGCUCCUGGUGGUUGACAUCCGGAAUAGUGAAGACUUUAUUCGUGGUCACAUUUCAGGAAGCAUCAACAUUCCAUUCAGUGCUGCCCCUUCACUGCAGAAGGAGCUUACCCAGGGCCCUGCUGCUAUGCUCCAGAACUUCAAAGGGAAGGUCAUUGUCAUCGUAGGGCAUGUGGCAAAGCACACCACCGAGUUUGCAGCUCACCUUGUGAAGAUGAAAUAUCCAAGAAUCUGUAUUCUAGAUGGUGGCAUUAAUAAAAUCAAGCCAACAGGCCUCCUCACUGUCCCAUCUCCUCAAAUAUGAAGAACCAAGAGUGUGACUGCCAAAAGUCAGCGUGGCAUCAGCACCAACAGCACAGUUCUUCAUAUCCAUGCCACUCUCAGACAAAACUAGAUGUCUAGAUUGUUGCAUUUCCAUAAAGUUUGUCAUGAGACGUUUUUAAAAAUCUCAUAACCCACAUGUUCAGCUAUCCACACAAGAAAUUUGACUGUACAUGUAUUGCUGAAAGAAUUUUUCUCAACAGUGAAAUCUGAUCAUAUAUUUUUACUACACUGCCACAUAAAGCCCAAGAAAUUCAGCUGAUGAGACAGAUUUAGCAUUAUCAAGAAAUCCCAGUUGCCCUGAAAAAGCUGUCCUCCAUUGUACUGAACAGACAGUCCUGUUGAUUGUAUUAUUUAGAAACAUACACUGAAUGUGGGCUAAAAUCAUCAUCUUUCCAUGAUAAUGAAAAUUGAGAAACUAUUCACAAUGCCUUCCUUAUAAAUAAAUGCUACAUUUAGUAACUCAUUUCACCCAAA